ACGACGACAACGGUGGACGCGCGCUGGUUCGACGACACACACUCGAAAAACGUACACGGACCAUCGUCUCACCGUUACCGCCGCUAACCGGUCGUGUCGUGUGUGCGACAGUGUGCGACAGUGUGUGUGUGUGUGUGAUUGACUGAACACGGCGGUACACCCGAGUGCAUCCCGGACGGCGGCACUAUAAAUGGACGUGGCGGCCACCGCGCUGCACCCGCAACCGCACCAGCGCGAACGCACCGUGUCCUAAAGAAGAAGCCGCACCGUCGUUACGACUUGUCAGAUAGUUAAAUAAAUUCGUUUCCGGUAUGCCGGAACAGAGCAACGACUACCGGGUGGUGGUGUUUGGCGCCGGCGGCGUGGGCAAGAGCUCGCUGGUGCUGAGGUUCGUCAAAGGGACAUUUCGCGAAUCUUACAUACCCACCAUCGAAGACACGUACCGGCAGGUGAUCAGCUGCAAUAAGAACAUAUGCACCCUGCAGAUAACCGACACCACCGGAUCACAUCAGUUCCCAGCCAUGCAGCGGUUGUCGAUAUCCAAAGGACACGCUUUCAUAUUGGUCUACUCGUGUACGUCCAGGCAAUCGCUGGAAGAACUCCGACCCAUAUGGCAGGUGAUCAAAGAGACGAAGGGAGCCGCCGAGCUGUCGUCCAUACCGAUCAUGUUGGUGGGCAACAAGUGCGACGAGAACGACACGAGGGAAGUGACGGCCGAGGACGGCGACGCGGAGGCCCGGAGGUGGGGCUGUCACUUCAUGGAGACGUCGGCCAAGACCAACCACAACGUGAAGGAGUUGUUUCAGGAGCUGCUCAAUUUGGAAAAGAACAGGAACAUAUCGCUGCAGCCAGAGAAGAAGUCCAUGCGCGGCCGCAAGAUCCGGGAAAAGUGCGUGCUCAUGUAGUACACAACAGUUGGUACUACUGCCGCUCAUCGGAUUCGGUCAUUUUGUUGUUAUUAACAUUAUCAUCAUCGUACGUCUUAUAUUAUUUUAGUUUGAAACAAAAGAAAAUAAAAACAAACAUAGUU
Adelges cooleyi (spruce gall adelgid) is the source of this 1030-nucleotide messenger RNA. RefSeq names its product GTP-binding protein Di-Ras2. The transcript has 3 exons. The coding region runs from base 312 to 905 and encodes 197 amino acids. Gene Ontology annotation, cellular component: plasma membrane. The record is from RefSeq and is a predicted model, not a curated record. Gene Ontology annotation, biological process: signal transduction. NCBI's taxonomy places the organism in Eukaryota, Metazoa, Arthropoda, Insecta, Hemiptera, Adelgidae. Gene Ontology annotation, molecular function: GDP binding; GTPase activity; GTP binding.